AAAGAGGGAUUUCGAAAUCUCUGUCCUUGACAGAAAAGGAAAAAAGAGAAAAAAGAAAAUGGCAUUUUCAUCGACGAAAUCCCUGGGAAAACCAGUCCUUUCCUUUGCUUCAUCUUCUUCUGGCCCUUUGAAGUCAGCGCUGCUUCUCCUACAAACUCAAAGCCCGUACAAAUACCGCUCCUUGUCGUCGUCUUCUAUUUCUAAUCAAGUGGCGGAAACAGAGGACGACGUCGCAGCAGCGAGCUCGGGAAUCAGUCGGCCGCUCUCCGAAAUCCUCAAAGAACUGAACAAGAAAGUCCCCGAUUCCCUCAUCAAAGUGCGCCUGGAAGAUGGCUUCUCCAUGAAAUAUAUUCCCUGGCAUCUUGUGAAUCGGAUUUUGAAUUUACAUGCUCCGGAAUGGUCGGGUGAGGUUCGAACCAUUACCUAUUCUGCUGACGGCAAGUCUGUGUCUGUCGUUUAUCGGGUGACUCUCUAUGGGACCGAUGCUGAGAUAUUUAGGGAAUCAACGGGAACUGCUUCAGUAGAUGACACAAGUUAUGGGGAUCCUGUCCAAAAGGCAGAAUCAAUGGCAUUUCGUCGAGCUUGCGCGCGCUUUGGGCUUGGACUUCAUCUUUACCAUGAAGAUAUGUCAUAGUAAGACACUUAGUUUGUGCUGUGCAAGUUUGCGUUUUGUCUUUCAUCGUGUUGGGGAAAAUCAAGCUUAAUGCGGCUUCGUUCUUUUGGUUGUCGUGUAGUUUUGUAUCAAGAUAAACAGUUUCAUGAAAACCUGAAGAAAAGCCCCCUUUUUUGUUCAUUUUAAUGUAGCAGACAAUUGCUAUUGAAGCAUCAACCCCUGUAUUUAAGCCAGUAUUUUUUAGUA
Messenger RNA from Alnus glutinosa, 859 nucleotides. Its product is annotated as DNA repair RAD52-like protein 1, mitochondrial. Gene Ontology annotation, biological process: double-strand break repair via homologous recombination. The record is from RefSeq and is a predicted model, not a curated record. The transcript is spliced from 4 exons. Gene Ontology annotation, molecular function: DNA binding. Bases 59 to 634 code for a protein of 191 amino acids. NCBI's taxonomy places the organism in Eukaryota, Viridiplantae, Streptophyta, Magnoliopsida, Fagales, Betulaceae.